ACAGUGGAUGUAGUUUGUCUUCAUGGCUGCCUGCAUUCCUCUGCUGAAACUUCUGCUCGUGUUUUCUCAUAUUUCACGUGCGCGUAUUCGCUGGCUAUCGAUGUGGAUGCAGGGCUCACUGUUAGUGUCAAUACUCUUUUUUUUCUUCUCGUAAUGUGUGUAAUGAAUGAUGAGCUAUUUGACAUCUGUUGCGCAGUGAAAGCGUUGUAAGACUUCACAACUUUCCCCUAUUCAUUGCACAUAUUUAUACUGCGCACCACACAUCCUCUUACCUCCGCCUCAGUGGAAGAAAAUUGAUAUAAUGGCUUCAAGAAAGUAUGCAUCGGCUUCCCCGUUCUGUGACGGUAACAUCCGUGACACCGAUAUACCGAGCAAACUUCGCCAUCGGAACGAACUUUUCCGGCCCUGCCUAGCCAGCCCGACGCACCGAUGUUGGCUGUGCGAAGACGUUGCUACUUGGAACGAUGUUAUCAGUUCCUUCGGCUAUGAGUUGUGCGAAAAACGGACGGGUGUGCUCUGCCUCCGAACAAUACCACAUGCUAGGGGCUUCUUGUAUCAGCAAGUCAGAGAAGCUGCGUCCACCCUUUCAGUUCUCCUUAAGCAGCAUUCGUGUAUCGAUGAAGUAAGCUUCAGUUACGGAGAGUACUUUUUUUCGAGUACCGAUUCUUUAGCCGGCGCUUUUGGUUUAAUGCGACAUGGUUCGAAGGCGUUCCCGGUACGUCCUGGCCCUUCUGUUCGCCAUGUUAAAGUUUGCAGCUGUUGUGCUUACUGGUGCAGUCCUUUGCAAAUCAUCGACCUUCGUUGUUUGAUGACUCUGGAAACUCUCGUGUUCGACGGCGUCGACAUGCCUACCAAUGUGGUCUCUAAGAUAGCUUCGGCAGUGUGUCGCAAUUCAGCUACUCUAAGGGAAGUAGCGAUUGCAAACACACGUAUGUUGCAAGAAAACAGCGAUGUGUUGUGGCGCUGCCUACAAAGAUGCGUUCGCCUAAAGUCAGCUUUACUGUCAUACUGUGUGUACUUUCCCGGAAGCGUGGAUGGAUUGGUCAGACUUGUGAGGUCGUCCCAUACUUUAGAACACGUGAUGGUUCCAACCCUAACAAAAGCAAAGCAUGUGGCUCAGGUAGCCGAAGCGCUAGGGAAUAGCACAUCUCUGCGUGAUAUUUAUGUCUGUGCAGCAACUUUGUCAAUGGCAUCAGUGUUUAUGGCUCUUGAAUUCCACUCUACCGUGAAGUGCUUGCAUUUAGCCGAUUACUGCAUCUUAAGAAGCCAGGGAAUUUCUGUAGCAUCAAUGCUGCGCUCCAACACUGUACUUCAGACACUAAUCAUAGAACGUGGCACCAUAUCGGCAUCUGGUGCUGAGGAGAUUGCAAAGGCUAUCAAGCAGAACUCAACACUACAAUGUUUAGAGUUCCUGUCAUCAAGUGUUAAUGUAGCUGUCAUCUGCUGCCUGUGCAAAGCACUUGAUCAAAACAAGACCCUGCAGAAGCUGAAAUUCGACGAUUUUUAUGCAUCGAACAGUGAAAGGGCAAGCUUGGCAGCUAUACUAGCGAGCAACAGCUGCUAUGAUCGUGUGCUGCUCCCAUUGGUUGGCGCCGAUGUCGAGAACAUUUUGUCACUAUAUGCCAAUGUUCAGUUUUGUCUCACAGAACUCAGCCUGAAGAACAUUUGUGACAUAUCUGUCGUGCUUUUUGGACAUCUGUGUGAAGCCCUGGCUUUAAGCACUACGGUGCGAACUUUGAAGGUGCACUAUAAGGGCCAUGAACCCAGCAAGGGAGACUUAUUUUCUGAAAUGCUUGAAGCCAACAGGUCUGUCACAUCUUUGGUGCUUUCCCAGAACCCAGAAACCACUAGUUACUGUCUAGUAACAAAGGUUGCUGCAGCACUUGUCCACAACACAACUCUGCAGGAACUCGAUGUCAGUACUGGCUUACAGUUUUAUCAUCACACAGCCUUGUCAUUCUGCCGCAUGCUGUCAUGGAAUCAAACUUUGAUUAAGGUCAUUAUACGACUGUCUCGGGGACUGCCUAUGAAGUGCCUAAGUUUGCUUGCAACUGGAGUAAAGAAAAACAAGCUACUCUUGGAAUUUGGCACGGAAAGUCCAGAGAUCCCAUUCAGUGGCAUCACUUACCCUAUCUUCACUACUCUACGGCAGAACCACAGCCGACUGAACCAAGCGGUUGAGUUUGUUAAGCAUAAUAGUACUGACAGGCAAUGCGCUGAGGCCUUUGAGUGUCUUUGUAAGAAGGCUCACUUUAUGUAUCAUGUGGCAAAGGUGGCAGGACAAAGCAUGUCAGAAGCCUAUCGGAACAUUACUUGUUCUGUACGCUACCUCUAUGACAACUUCUUUGUCAUUGCAGGAAUAGUGCAACAUUCUGUUGAGUGUGAUCCUGGCCAAGGAACCCAGAUUGAUGCUUUGAAUACAGAUUGUUGGCAUACCAUUGCACAGUACCUCAAAGUGUCAGAUAUUAAUGCCCGAGGAUGUGAUGUCGUAUAGAAUUAUGUAUAUUGUCACAGCCGUGAUGGCCAUGGUUUCCUCAUUUGUCUGUUUUUCAUGUGCAGUGUCUUAGUCUUCUGUCACUUGUGUCAUUCGUGUUUGUGCUUGAGUGAAACUCUCAUCAACCAUGAGAUAAUGUUACAUUUACUGGCCAGCUGGGUUCCAAAGUAGUGCAUGAACUGUGAUAAAUUGCAUGUGUUAAAUGUAUGGAUAUCUUUGCUCCAGUGUUGUAAUCAACCACUGCCGAUAUUGCCAACCACAGUUUAUUAUGUGCCUUUGUACCAGAAGUUGUCAUUGCAGCAUUGCAAAUUAUUGUCUACAUUCAGCAAUGAUAGACUAACUUGUUAGGAGAAUCUCAAUUGCUUUUACAUAUAAACGGUAAUAAGACCAAGCGGAUGCCAAUAAAGUCCGUUAUAAAUUUGGUGGUAAAGCUGCUUUUCUUUUUAAAAACUGGCAAAGGCUAGUUUUAAGUUUCUCGUACAGUAUGGUCUGAUGGUAAAGAAAACAUGAGUGCAAAGCCACGUCUUGCCUCCCGGCAACUGUACCUCCCUCUGGAAAGUGUACAAAUACUCGGCUUGCAGCAGAUGACUUGUAGUUGGUGGCACUGGCACCUUUCUACUCUCUUGUGCAGUGCAUUGUCACAGCUUCAGCCAGCAUCGACAGCUGGAGCACUAGCAAAGCAAUAGUUGCACAUUGUGGUGUUCCCUUUGACAGUGGACUGCACUGUACAUAUAGAACCUUUCUCAAAUGUUUGUAUAGGCUGCACCAUGUGCUAUCAAAGUUGACUUGGGUUACACAUCAGAAUAUUUCUUUAAAUUUCUUCGCUUUGGAGUGUGACUGAAGUCAUACUAGCAAUCUAACAGUUUUUGUCAUGUGCAAUGACCUCUCUAUUUUUGGCAAAGACUGUAUAUUUGUGCUUUGGGCAAGGGUUGCCCUAAAAUAUUUAAAAUAUUUAAGAGGGUGACAUAUUAAAAAGGUUUUGUGGGAAGGAGCAGGAAAUUAUGACAAUGACAGUUGUUGUAGAGUGAAACUUCUUAAAGUGUGUGUCGAUACUGCACAUUUUUGUUUAUAGUGGAAACAUCCCAUUAAAAAUCUUUUGUAAAAGUGUACAAUCGUGCAGGUUUUCAGAACUACAUCUGCCAGGACAUCUAUAUAAACAAAGCUAGACUUUUAGAAAUAAAACUGGCACAUUGUGGAGAAUUGGAGAAAUGCUGAAAAUUUUAUUUCACACACAGAGGAUGUAGGACAUCCCUUCAAUAAGUUGUCUGUCACAUUUUCUUUUUUACUGGCCUGCAUAUCACAUAUCAAUAAUUAAACAGAAUGAUGUGAAACUUA
Molecule: messenger RNA, 3829 nt
Organism: Dermacentor silvarum
Lineage: Eukaryota; Metazoa; Arthropoda; Arachnida; Ixodida; Ixodidae
Exons: 2
Coding region: 302-2494 (730 amino acids)
Source: RefSeq, a predicted model, not a curated record